Neurospora hispaniola is the source of this 342-nucleotide messenger RNA. RefSeq lists its product as uncharacterized. Lineage: Eukaryota; Fungi; Ascomycota; Sordariomycetes; Sordariales; Sordariaceae. The transcript is spliced from 2 exons. The annotation marks the transcript as partial. The record is from RefSeq and is a predicted model, not a curated record.
AUUUAUAUUACCUCGCCGCAUCUCUUUAUUAAAACUAUCCGAGAUAAUGCCGUUAAUAAUAAUCUGAAGGAAUUCGGUAAAAAAGAUCGCGGUACGUAUAUAGUCCGAAUUUAUAAUUAUUUAUACUCCGGCCUUAAAGAUUUGGUUGUCGAACCCGCCGACAAUAUAACUUUCGAUGAAUGGUUGACUUAUUUAGAUCGGCGUACGGAAACCCAUCGGCUUAAAAUUAUUAAUAAUUUGGGCGGUUAUAGUAGUAGUUUUAAUAAGCGUAUGCUGAGGGUUGAAUUUAAUAGUAAAUUCUCUAAUAUUAAAGCUAUUGAAGUCGCAAACUUUAUAAAGUAG